AAACGUCCCUUCCAGCUCUUUCGCUUCUACGGAUUCUGGAAGUAGGGUUUCCAAGAAAAGGGAUGGCGCGGGUUUAACUCCUCCCCCCAAGCGUGUGUUUUCAACACUGUCUAACGGGCAAAGACAGUUGUUACUCAAUAGGUACCAUACGAACUCCAAUGGUCCGUUUAUGGUCCAUAUUGAAACGUGUCGGUCACAGCUUCCCUCAAUGGGAAGUACAGGGUCUGCCAGGGACCAAGGUGCAAGUAAAAACGGGGCCUCACUCAGUGCUAUUGGCCUGGGCAAGAGGCUUAACCGGCUCCUCUUAAACCAGUUCAUGCAUGCGUUUGAUUUACGCGUCAUUGGUAGAAAUAGAUUCUCAGUCUGCUUUCCCACAGGUGGGGACGCCAACCGGUUCGUGGGGGCUUUCCAGGAUGUCGCCGGUAAAGUGACUCCUAAUGAACAGUGGACGGCGCACGUCCCGUCAUUUAGAGUGGUAAAACAAUUCGUCUUGAAAGGCGUGGAUGAGGAAGAGACGGUUGAGGAGCUACUUGCUGGCCUACGCCUCCCUCCUGGGUGGGACCAGGAGUGGACUCCUCCCUUCGAGGCUGUCAGAAUUACACGCAGGGAGAAGGGAAGUCCCACUUCCACCCCGAAGUAUGGUUUGUGCUAGGUCAAGCCAUCCUCUGGGACAGCUACUGAAGGGCAUUGUCGAGACUUGGGAACCUAUUUGUGCUGACAACGCGUUUGGUCUCUUCACGGUGUAUCAGGAACUCCAGCACAUUGUUAAAGAUGUCGCAAAGUUCUCACUCCCGGGUAGCCUCGGCCUCCCGUACCACGUUAGGUUUUUCAAGUGUGACACUGACACCAACACUGGCUUCCUUGCGCGUCGGGCCGAAAACCCCCAGCAGUAUCUCGAAGGCUUCUUCAGGGACCAUGGCCUUACCAGGAUAUUUUUCACUGACAGGUCUCUUUCCCCGGGUUUGGAUGAAACACCACCAGCAGUUGGCUUUGCUGUGGUCUCAGACGAACCCGAUCUCGUCCAUUAUGAACGCAUAAACAGUAGUUCCACUAUUUUUGACGCGGAAGCCCGCGGCGUUGUUUGUGCGCUGGAGCACCUUAAGGACUUUGGGUUUCCUCGGGUCGUGAUCGUCGGACUCACUCAGCGUGAUUACGUGCCUUGGAUCAACGGACCCUAGAGGUGUCCACUCACCGUUAGUGUAUCAAAUAAAGGAGCUAGUUCUCGGACUUAAAGACGACGGCGUGUCAGUCAAGCUGGUGUGGGUCCCCGGCCACUGUGGUAUCCUGGGCAAUGAAAAGGCAGAUAAGUACGCAAAACUCUCCUUGACUCUUCCAGAACCUAGCUUUGGAAGCGAGUUGGAAGUCUUCUCGCUGUUCCCUUCCCUUCGGUCCGAUACAGUAAGAUUGGCCAGAGAAAAGUUACUCAGUGAUGCAACCUACAAGGGAGUUAAGUACUUCCAACGUAAACCCGUACUCUUAGACAAACCGUGGUUUAUUAGAGUUAAAAAAAAGAAAUUUUUGCUUCGCCCCUUAGUUACACUAAUAUCUAGAAUACGCUCACAUCAUACAGCAGUAAACGCUCAUUUAAAGGAAAAGGGAGUAGUGACCUCUUCGGAAUGCCCGUGUGGACACCCGUCUCAAGAUAUUAAUCAUAUAUUCUUUCAAUGUCCUAUUUAUAAGAUUCAGUCGGAUAAGCUAAUAAUUGAUUUAUUCCACAAUGGCUUUAACCCCCCUUAUAGUGUCGAUGAGGUCGCUUUUUCCAAAUGUUUUCGCGCCAUGUUCGCUCUCCUCUCAUUCGUAAACACUACCAACGUAAACAUAUAAACCUCACUUACCAAUCCCAUGUACCUACUGUGGCUACGUUCGUGUAGAGCGCUGUCUGCGCUGUUGCGACGUUCUGUCCUUGUUGCUUGUCAAGUGUAAAACAAGGAUAGAGUGGCAGUGUGGCUGAUACGUCACUUGAAAUCAAAGUUCCCUAUAUAACCCGUAAUAUACACGCGGUCUCAAGCCUCUUGCACAAUGGAAGGAAUAGCGAUAGCGAUAGAAAUAACACAGUUUUUAACACAGA
Messenger RNA from Pseudomyrmex gracilis, 2068 nucleotides. RefSeq lists its product as uncharacterized. Bases 504 to 1178 code for a protein of 224 amino acids. The record is from RefSeq and is a predicted model, not a curated record. The transcript has 2 exons. NCBI's taxonomy places the organism in Eukaryota, Metazoa, Arthropoda, Insecta, Hymenoptera, Formicidae.